AUGAAUCAAGCAUUGAAUAGAAAAAGGAGUGCAACAACGUCACUACAGCUGGCACAACAGAAUAACGAUGAGAACAGCUCGCCGCAAAAGAAUAGAACACGUUUUUACAGUAUAUCAUCCGACAUCAUACCUCAAACUCUAACCCAUCCAAACGAAGAUGACACUGUCAAGCCACCGAAAUCUCCUAAUCUCUUUCCGCCAAGCUGGUCUCAUGUCGGCUUUCAAUCAAUCUUUCAGGGGGGUGGUCAAAGGCGCUCCAAACAGAGUUUAUUAUCUGACAAUUCUCAGGAAGACCUGUCGUUUUCCAACGUGCGAAGCAAUGAGUCAUCUAUCGAAAGAUCCGGUUAUCCAGUGGGAAGAUCUACACCAAGAAUAUCCGAGGAGGAUUUGUCAAACGAGAGCAUACACACCACGGGCUCUAGUGCAAAGGACAAGAUACGUUCUGCAAUCAAGAGUAUCUCUAAGGAUACUAUCAACAACCAUGAAAGGAGCUCAAGGUUAUUCCGCACAAAUACGAACAAGAGUUCGAAUAGCGUUGCAAGUGCACUAUUUAGUGGAUCCGUCCCAAACAAACAGAGUAGGCUGAAAAAAGCUGCAAGUAAACUCUUUCUUCACAAACCUCAUGGACAGACUUACGAUGACAUAGCAGAGCCCGCUUUACCUUCUUCCUUGAGCAAAUUCUUGCACUCCUCAUACGCCAGACAUAAAGCACCCUCGCAGUUUAUUCAUAACACGGCUGGCCUUUCCAUGGAAGCCAAAAAAGCUGCAAGUCAAAAUUAUCAGAUAGAAAGACCCUCCCAAGAUGAUGCCAGUGUCACGAAUGUAGCAUUACUCAAAGAACUUUUAAAAAAUCUACCCACUUUAGAGGCAAAUUACAAAAGUUUUCAUACGCAGGAACUCCAAAUUCUACAAGAGAAUGUCUGGGGCGUAUAUUGUAGUAUUGUAUAUGAACUUUUCAAAUCGAAACGAUUGUGGCAGCUACCUGUGAAAAUUGAGGAUAUUAACAGAGUUCUCAGUUUCUAUAUUACGCUAAAGAAUGAUUCAAAAGUGGCCUCAAGUCAAAAUAGGUUUCUUACUGAGAUUGAGGAGUUUUUAACAACUUCCUUAUAUGGACUAGAAAAUCAAAUAGUCUUCAAUUAUGCCAAUGAAAACACGAUGAAUACGGCACUGAAACGACUUGGGGUUAUAUGGCAAAUAUUUUAUCAAUAUGUGUAUUACGAUUUGAUGGCAGUUCUAAUGCCACUAGAAAAUUGUUUCAAUAAUGGAAGGAGGUAUAGAGCUGAGACUUCCUUCAAUGAGAAUUCGACGCCCAGGGCAUUUUCUAUUGACUACAUUUUACUGAACUGUUUCCGUGAUUCAAUUGUCCUGCCAUAUUACCAAAACUUCAUUAAUUGCGAUGAUGGGGUUAGUAAAAGUUUCCAUGCCUACAUCCUGAAUGAGGAAGAAGAGAACGGAGUUACGGAGCAAGAUAAGCUCACGUUAUUACAGUGCUUUGGUGUGCUAAGCUCAACUCAAGUAAGCGAUAGAAGUCAAACGAUUGUGGAAGAGUUAUUAGAAGGCGUAAGAAUGAGUAUAUGA
Molecule: messenger RNA, 1578 nt
Organism: Zygotorulaspora mrakii
Lineage: Eukaryota; Fungi; Ascomycota; Saccharomycetes; Saccharomycetales; Saccharomycetaceae
Gene: BIT61
Product: Bit61p
Exons: 1
Coding region: 1-1578 (525 amino acids)
Biological process (GO): TORC2 signaling
Cellular component (GO): TORC2 complex
Source: RefSeq, a predicted model, not a curated record